AUGGCUGCUCCUCCUGCUAGGGCUCGGGCGGACUACGACUACCUCAUAAAGCUCCUUCUCAUCGGCGACAGCGGUGAGUGAUGCACGGUCUAUGCUCGCCUUUGGUCCCAAUUCCUGGCGGGGACUUUUGUUUGUCGGUGUUGAUUGCGCAUUGUUUCUUGGAGAUGGAGCUCUUCGUGCUCGCUCCUCGUCCGCCUGUCUAUGUGGGCACCGUGCGAAAUCGAUAUCCCGAGGUUUUCACUCGUCGGUCUUAUUCGCGCGUCGUUGUUACUAUUGGAGGUGUUGAUCGGGUGGGAUCGUGAAUUUACCCCACUCGAGGCUCGUAUCGUCUUCGUUCUCAUAUGCUUGGUUUGAUUAGAAUCCCCUCGUCUGAUUCUGCGUUUACAUUCUCUUACGUCUGCUUACUCUUGAGAGGGGCAUCCGAUUAAGUAGGAUAUGACGUGCCCAUUUGGGAUAGGGGCGCUUACCUUCACUCAUCUGUUCGCAAACUAGGUUUUCCAAAAAUUUAUGCCUGGCUUCCGUGGUGAUGAUGGUCGUAUCUAGGAUUAUUAAUGAUUCAAUUACGCGUGAAAAUAAUCCCGGGCUCGGGUCUCAUUCUACGAUGUUUAAUACCAUUAAUAAUUUUACGAUAUUUAAUAAUUGGCAAGGUUUAUAUUUUGUUCGUGAGUCAUGUCUAAUUAAGGCUUAUAUACCAUACCCUAAGUUCCCUGAAGGAUGGUUACCAUCAAACAUUUUGUCCGUGGAGAAUGGUUGACAAUCCAAAAGGUUGGGUGCUCUAUCCAACGGUCAUAUUCCGAGUGACAGUAAUUCAGCUCUUUUAAGUUUCGACAGCUUCUAGUUUCAUUUUCUUUUUGCUUCCAAUUAACAUAUGCCGGAUGCUGUACUAUAAAAUUGUUUGAUCUUGGAACCAUUAGCAUAUUCUUAUAUUACUCUAGGAAUUGCCUAUACUGACUGGUCGUCCAUUUGUUAAAAUGACUGGGGUUUUCGGAAGGCCUGGUGUUCAGGUGCCUAGGCAAGCAAUCUUGUCAGAUGCUUGUCUCAAUCAACAUCGUCGCCUGGUAGCCUUGGUUGUCAUCUUUUCAAUCAUUUUGGGCACUUAUCCGAGAGAAACAAGCACUUUUAUACUAUCAUUAAAAAAUGCAUUCAGUUUUUUUUUUUGGCCAUCAAUUGUUGAUGAUAAUCACCAAUGUUUACAGGUUUGGCUUCUUGUGGAGUAAAUUUAUAUAUAUAUAUAUAUAUAUAUAUAUUGUUUCAGAAGAAGAAAAAAAAGAUAGAUAUGGAGUAUUUUCAGUAGUGAGAGAAGUUGACAUUUUCUCCUCUAUCCAAUGGUUGUACCUUUCAGUUAUGUACAUGUGGUUCAGUGAUUUACCCUGUCGCGUUUCCAAUUUCUAGAUUUAAUAAUAAGCUGUGGCUUAUCUUGAUUUGGCUACAGAAGUGAGGAAAUAGACGGUAAAAACAUUUGGCAUUAGCCAUUUAUCUUCUUGCUCCAAGUUAGGGAAUAGUUCUGGCGUCUAUAUCUUGAAACAUUUUGAACGGUGAUAGUGUAGACUGUAACCCAAGCAACUAUUUAAUUCUUCUUCAGUUUGGACUGGAUUGAAAUUGUUAUUGGGGACAAUUGGUCAGGUUUACUGCAGCAACACUGAGCCAGUUGCACGGCUUUAACCUGCUUGUGAUAGCUUGGUUAGGAGUGAAACGAGAUCGUUAAUUUAUCACAGAAAGAUGGGUCAAAAGUGUUAAGAAAAUCAGGUUGGCUAAAUGGUGAUUAGUUUUCAAAUAGUUGAGUAGGCAUGUCGUUUAAUCACAUUAGUUUUCUAUCUCUUCAAAGUGAGGUCAUUGUAACGAAGUUAGGCAAGAAAGCAGCGGGAUCGUGGUGAAGAGAAUGGGGAAAGAAGAAUGGUAUACGUGUAAUGGUGUUUAGUAUGUUUGGGGAGCUCUGCAAAGAAUACCACCUUUGUUUUGAAUUCUAGAACAAGAGGACAAAAAUGGCCCCUCCUACAAAGAAUAAGGUAUCUCCGUCAUUGAAAUAAAAAAGUAACAAAUUAUAGCUGCUAGUGACGGUAACGGUGUUCAUUGGAAACUGGCAGCACGUGUGGAGUAUAUUUUGCGCAUACCAUACUUCUUUUAGCUUUUGUUGAAUGAUGAAAAUAGAGAUAUGAUUAUCAGGGAGUAAAUUUAUGUGUAAUUGAGCUCAAUUUUCUCUCUACAAUAUCCUUACUGGUUGCCUUCGCUUUCUGAUUGUGUCACAUCUCAGUCUCCCUUUUUUAUAUUAUCUGUGAUUUCCUCUCUUCGUAAUUUUUAGUUUUUAUUUCCUAGAAAUGAUGUUUCAACCAAAUAGGUGGUGAAGAAUUUCUUGUGCUGAUUGCAUGGUAUCUUUGUGCUGUGCAAAUAUCUAUGCACGGCAGGACAUGUAAACGAAUCGAAUCCACGAAUGCUGAGUGAGCAUUGUUUUGUAUUACCAUGUUGCUAGAAAGAAGCAGUGGCAGCAUAUUGGUCAGUGAUUACUAGCCAACCCCUCAACCACUCUAGACGUGAGCUGAAACAUGGAUGUGAAUCAGAGAUGGGAAUCAUAUGGUUUAAGACGUAUGUAACUAUAGGCUUCUUUAUUUAUUCAUGAGUUUUAUGUUGCAGGUGUCGGAAAAAGUUGUCUGCUUCUGCGCUUCUCUGAUGGGAGUUUCACAACCAGUUUCAUCACUACCAUUGGGUUUGUCUUCCAACCGGCGUACAGAUAAUUUUUGUAUCUCCACAAUAUGAUCUUAUAUAGUUCGCAGUUCUAAUGUGCCAUUUUGAAGACCAUAUGGGCAUAGAUUCUAAGACCAAUACGUUGCAGCAUUGAUUUUAAGAUAAGGACCAUAGAGUUAGAUGGCAAGCGGAUCAAGCUCCAGAUUUGGGAUACCGCUGGCCAGGAACGGUUCAGAACAAUCACCACUGGUGUGCUCUUCUUACCCAUCCUUGUGCUAAUUUUGUCUUUUUUUCAUGUUUUCCUCUUUUUUUUUUUAAAGUUCUUCGUGGAAGGCGUCUCAGUGGUAUUCUCUCUCUUCACUGAAUCCUGUGUCUUCUCCACAGCUUAUUAUCGAGGUGCAAUGGGCAUUUUGCUGGUCUAUGAUGUUACCGACGAGUCAUCAUUCAACAGUAAGUCCCUCUGCUACUCCCUGUGCAUGCGCCUUCUCUCUCUCUCUCUCUCUCUCUCUCUCUCUCACUACCCAUCGUCCCCAAUCUCCCAAUAUUGAGCAGAUAUAAGGAAUUGGAUCCAGAACAUUGAGCAGCAUGCUUCGGACAAUGUCAACAAGAUUCUGGUGGGAAACAAGGCGGACAUGGAUGAAAGCAAGAGGGUAAGCCCCAGGGGCUCUGACCCUUGCAACUGAUGAUUCUUACACCUCCUACAAUAUAACCCUAAGAGAGACCCACCUCUCCAGGCUGUGCCGACCUCAAGGGGACAGGCCCUCGCUGACGAAUAUGGCAUCAAGUUCUUCGAGACUGUGAGUUGUGCCAUUGCUAUAUCUGGUUAAAAAUUUGUGGCCAAGCUGCUGGUUUUGUGGGGGUCAUCUGUCUGAAAAUUAUCUUCUCCAGAGUGCCAAGACGAAUCUCAAUGUGGAGCAUGUCUUCUUUUCAAUAGCCAGAGAUAUCAAGCAAAGGCUCGCCGACACCGACGCCAAGCCUGAGGUGGGUUGCCCCAUUAGUUGACCAGCAGAACCAUCAAAGAUCAUCAAAACUAACUCCUGCAGAUUAUGCCGCCGCAGGAUCGGACAAUCAAGAUGAACAAGGCAGACCAGGCAGCAGCGGGUGGCGCCACUGCCCAGAGAUCAGCCUGCUGCAGCACUUCUUGA
Molecule: messenger RNA, 3824 nt
Organism: Spirodela intermedia
Lineage: Eukaryota; Viridiplantae; Streptophyta; Magnoliopsida; Alismatales; Araceae
Source: the annotation of a GenBank genome assembly